AUGGUCACAGUAGCAGCGGCAGGCUUGCUGUUCGCGGCCUGCGCGGCAGCCGCACCGACAUUGCUCGACUCGCGCGCCGAGGACAUACUCGCGGCGUCCCUCCUGCAGACCCGCGACCUGCCUAUCGACCCACAGACGGCUGAGGCGAUUGCCCAGCAGGCCGAACGCGGCUUCCUCGACGGGCUGUUCAACAACAAGUACACGAACGGGCCGGCAUUCGACGUCUCGGCGACAAGCGGCGAGUGGGCACAGUGGGCACACUACCAGGCCGCCGUCUAUUGCGGACCCCAAAAGUUCAACAACUGGCAGUGUGGAGCCAACUGUGACGCAGUAGGCCCAAACAACGUCGUCGUCGGCAGCGGGGGCGACAACGAGGCGAAUCCGUGGUGGUACGUUGUCGACCGCGGCGACACGCUCGUCAUAGCCAUCACGGGCACCAACACGCAGUCGCCGUUGUCGAUAGGCGUCGACCUCAACUUUUUGCUUGUUCCGCCGGACCCCGCUCUGUUCCCCGGGGCAGCAGGUGUGCUCGUGCACGCCGGGUUUCACGACGCGUUCCGUCGCAUGGCGCCGGGGCUGACGGCCGCCGUGCGCAAGGGGCUCGCGGCGGCGACGCCAGGCACUCGGCGGCGCGUCACCGUGCUCGGGCACUCGCUGGGCGGGGCAAUCGGGCACCUCGUUGCUGUUUACCUCGCGCGGUUGCUAGGCGACCAGGCAGACGUGUACGCGCGUGUCUUUGCGUCUCCACGGGUCGGGAAUCCCGCGUGGGCCAACUAUGUCGACGCGACGCUCGGCGACCGCGCCCAGCACAUUGUCAACUUCAACGACCCGGUGCCGCACCUGCCCCCCAAGGACUGGGGAUGGCGCCAGAGCUCAAACGAGGUCUGGAUCCCACAGAUCGGCAGCCCCGAGCUCCGCCUCUGCAGCGGCCAAGAAAACACCAAAUGCUCCGACUCGCUCAACUUUGGCUUUGCGCUCAUCACCAGUCUGAUCAAGUACAUGGACGCUGAUGUGCAUUCCGGGCCGUACGCCGGCGUCAGGCUCAAGUGUUAA
Molecule: messenger RNA, 1053 nt
Organism: Vanrija pseudolonga
Lineage: Eukaryota; Fungi; Basidiomycota; Tremellomycetes; Trichosporonales; Trichosporonaceae
Product: Lipase
Exons: 3
Coding region: 1-1053 (350 amino acids)
Biological process (GO): lipid metabolic process
Source: RefSeq, a predicted model, not a curated record